AUGGCCACGGCACUGGGAAAGACCACGCUUGAUUCAGGUUGGUUUGCAGCUAGGUUCAAUGAAGUUCAUUUCAAUGGAACUCAACUCACCACUACUAAUCCUCCUUCUGGAACCACCUUACCAUGGAUGGAAGCUCUCGUGCCUGGCACUGUUCUUGGAACUUUGGUGAAGAAUAAACUUGUGCCUGAUCCAUUUUAUGGACUUGGAAAUGAGGCUAUUUUAGACAUUGCUGAUUCUGGAAGAGAUUAUUACACUUUCUGGUUCUUUACAUCUUUUCACUGUAAGCUGUCAAGUAAUCAGAAUUGUGAUCUGAACUUCCGUGGAAUCAAUUACUCUGCCGAUGUUUAUUUGAACGGCCACAAAAUGGUUCUUCCAAAAGGAAUGUUUCGGAGGCAUUCUCUUGAUGUUACUAAUAUUCUUCAUCCAGAUGGAAAUAACCUGCUUGCUGUUCUUGUUCACCCGCCGGAUCAUCCUGGGAGUGUUCCUCCUCAAGGAGGACAAGGCGGAGAUCAUGAGAUAGGAAAGGAUGUGGCUACACAAUACGUUCUCGGUUGGGAUUGGAUGGCUCCUAUAAGAGAUAGGAAUACAGGAAUUUGGGAUGAGGUUUCCAUUUCUGUUACUGGGCCAGUAGAAAUAAUUGAUCCCCACUUGGUGUCGUCAUUUUUUGACAAUUAUAAGAGAGUAUAUCUACAUGCAACUACUGAGUUGGAAAACCGAAGCUCCUGGACUGCUCAAUGCUCUUUGAGUAUCCAUGUCACAACAGAACUUGAGGGGAGCGUUCACUUAGUAGAGCAGCUUCAAACUCAAAAUAUUUCGGUUCCAGCAAAAUCACGGAUGCAAUAUACAUUUCCCGAGCUCUUUUUCUACAAGCCUGAUUUAUGGUGGCCCAAUGGAAUGGGGAAGCAAUCUUUGUACAAUGUUGUCAUUAGCAUUGAUGUUAAAGGAUUUGGUGAAUCUGAUACAUGGAGCCAUUACUUUGGAUUCCGCAAAAUUGAGAGUCAUAUUGAUAGUGCCACUGGUGGGAGGUUGUUCAAAGUCAAUGGAGAACCGACUUUUAUACGAGGGGGCAACUGGAUAUUGUCUGAUGGUCUACUUCGACUUUCAAAGAAGAGAUAUCACACAGAUAUCAAGUUUCACGCAGAUAUGAAUUUUAACAUGAUCCGUUGUUGGGGUGGUGGACUAACUGAAAGACCAGAGUUUUAUCAUUAUUGUGACUAUUAUGGUCUUUUGGUCUGGCAAGAAUUCUGGAUUACUGGGGAUGUUGAUGGACGUGGUGUCCCGGUAUCAAAUCCACAGGGUCCACUAGACCAUGACCUUUUCUUGUUUUGUGCAAGAGACACAGUCAAGCUUCUUAGAAAUCAUCCAAGUCUUGCCCUCUGGGUUGGUGGAAAUGAACAAGUUCCACCAGCUGAUAUAAAUGAUGCUUUGAAAAAUGAUCUGAAACUUCAUCCUUAUUUCAAACAUGAAGACGGAAAAGGAAAACCUACAGAAUUAGGGGAUCCUAGUCAGUAUCUUGAUGGCACACGUAUUUAUAUAGAAGGAUCGUUGUGGAAUGGAUUUGCAGAUGGGAAGGGAGGCUUCACUGAUGGACCUUAUGAAAUUCAAAACCCUGAAGAUUUCUUCAAGGAUAGUUUUUACAAAUAUGGAUUCAACCCAGAAGUUGGUUCUGUGGGAAUACCAGUUGCUGCUACCAUAAGAGCGACAAUGCCUUCAGAAGGAUGGCAGAUACCUCUGUUUAAGAAACUUUCCAAUGGUUAUGUAGAAGAAGUUCCAAAUCCCAUAUGGAAAUAUCAUAAAUACAUUCCAUAUUCAAAGCCAGACAAGGUUCAUGAUCAGAUUCAGCUUUAUGGUGUUGUAAAAGAUCUUGAUGAUUUUUGUUUGAAGGCACAGCUUGUUAACUUCAUACAAUAUAGAGCCCUAUUGGAAGGAUGGACUUCUCGCAUGUGGAGCAAAUAUACGGGUGUGUUGAUUUGGAAGACACAAAAUCCUUGGACUGGUCUGAGAGGUCAAUUUUAUGAUCAUCUACAUGACCAAACAGCGGGCUUCUAUGGCUGUCGAUGUGCUGCUGAGCCAAUUCAUAUACAGCUUAACUUGGCUACAUAUUUUAUAGAGGUUAUCAAUACUACAUCAGAAGAAUUGUCUAACGUAGCUAUUGAAGUUUCGGUAUGGGAUCUUGAAGGAACAUCUCCAUAUUACAAAACACAUGAAAAACUAUCUUUCUUGCCUAAAAAGGUAACACCUUUUGUUGAGAUGAAGUAUCCGAAGUCAAAAAAUCCUAAGCCGGUCUACUUUCUUCUUCUCAAACUUUACGACAUGUCAGACAAUAGAAUUUUAUCGAGAAACUUUUAUUGGUUGCAUCUUCCUGGUGGAGAUUACAAGUUAUUGGAGCCUUAUAGAAAGAAGAAAAUACCUCUCAAGAUAACAUCUGAGGUUUUCAUUGAAGGAUCCGCAUACAAACUCCAAAUGCAUGUGCAUAACACAUCUAAAAAACCAGACUCUAAUAGUUUAACAUUUGAGCGCGGUUCUACAGCUACAGUAAGAGAUAGUUGCUUAGUUGCAGACUCGGUAGAAAGUGUACAUAACGGGGCUGGAAAAGGACAAGAAGUCGGCUGGUUUAAGAGGUUACAUAGACACUUUGCUGGGAAAAGUGAUGGUUUGAAGGUUUCUGAAAUUAAUGGACAUGACAUAGGUGUUGCUUUCUUUCUACAUUUUUCUAUUCAUGCUUCAAGUAAGGACCGCAAAGAGGGAGAAGACACAAGAAUUCUCCCGGUUCAUUACUCAGAUAACUUUUUUUCCCUGGUGCCCGGAGAGGCCAUGACUAUUGAUAUAUCGUUUGAGUCUCCUCUGGGUGUCGCUCCUCGAGUGACUCUGAAUGGCUGGAAUUACCAUGGACAAACCAUACAUGAGGCUCUUUAG
Messenger RNA from Vicia faba (fava bean), 2916 nucleotides. Lineage: Eukaryota; Viridiplantae; Streptophyta; Magnoliopsida; Fabales; Fabaceae. The record is from the annotation of a GenBank genome assembly.